AGAGUCCCGAAAAAACGGCGCGGCCGCGGCGGAAGUGACGUCACGGGGAGCGGGGGAAACGGCGGGGGAUGGCGGGGAGUGACGUCAGCCCCUCCCCCUCCCUUCGCCUGGCCAUGGCCGGGGCCUGGUGGGCGCUCAGGGGGCGUGGCCUGACCCAUGGUGGGCGUGGCCUGGACGGGCGGGGCUGGGGGCGGCUCCUGGCCCUGCUGGAGGCCGUGGGGGGAGGGGCCCCGGGGCUGCUCCGCCCCCGGCACCGCGCCCGCCUCAGCCUGGGGCUCCGGGCACAGGUGGUGACGUCAUUGCUGCAGGAGCUCGGCCCCGCCCCCGCCGUGCUGGACGCGCUGGAUUGGCUCUUCCCCGAGGGGGCGGGGCCAGGGAGCGGCCACGCCCUCGGGACGCUGCAGGGGCGCCCCCUGGUGGCCGUGGCCGAGGAGAGCUUCCGGGAGCAGGUGCUGGGAAUUCUGGGAAGUGGGCGGGGCCUGGAGGCCUUCCUGGAGGAGUACGGGCCCCGUUUCCAGAACUCUCUCCGGAAUCUCUUUCUGGAAUUUUUGCGCCGCCUGGAGAGCGCCCUGCCCCCCCCCGACCUGGCCCAGUUGGAGCAGCUCUGCCGAAGCCACGCCCCUCCGGGCACGAAGCCACGCCCCCUCCCCAUCCUGCGCCUCUAUUUGUCGGAGGUUGGCCACGCCCACCCAGAGCCUGUACCACGCCCACUUCCUGCUCGGAAAGCCACGCCCCCGACAAAGCACCGCCCCCUCCGCCGCAGGCUCCGCCCACUCCGCUUCUCCCCCUACCACGCUGACGGGGAAGGAGAUCGAGAUCGACAUCGAGCCCACGGACAAGGUGGAGCGGAUCAAGGAGCGCGUGGAGGAGAAGGAGGGGAUCCCCCCCCAGCAGCAGCGGCUGAUCUACAGCGGGAAGCAGAUGAAUGAUGAGAAGACGGCGGCCGACUACAAAAUCCAGGGGGGCUCCGUCCUCCAUCUUGUGCUGGCCCUGCGGGGGGGCGUGGCCCGGCCCUGAUGUGGGCGU
Molecule: messenger RNA, 1026 nt
Organism: Catharus ustulatus (Swainson's thrush)
Lineage: Eukaryota; Metazoa; Chordata; Aves; Passeriformes; Turdidae
Product: NEDD8
Exons: 11
Coding region: 69-929 (286 amino acids)
Biological process (GO): telomere capping; protein neddylation; modification-dependent protein catabolic process
Cellular component (GO): shelterin complex; cytoplasm; nucleus
Molecular function (GO): protein tag activity; ubiquitin protein ligase binding; telomeric repeat DNA binding
Source: RefSeq, a predicted model, not a curated record